This is a messenger RNA of Lingula anatina, 2778 nucleotides long. RefSeq names its product sushi, von Willebrand factor type A, EGF and pentraxin domain-containing protein 1-like. The record is from RefSeq and is a predicted model, not a curated record. NCBI's taxonomy places the organism in Eukaryota, Metazoa, Brachiopoda, Lingulata, Lingulida, Lingulidae.
AUGGGGACUACAGUCGCCUAUGCCUGUGAAUCGCCUGAAGAGGGGCUGGUAGAGGGGGACCUAGAGCGCACGUGUAUGGGGGCAUUCAAUUGGUCAGGAUUAGAGCCUGUUUGCGGUGGCUGUCCAAUCCCUAUCUCUGACAGAAACUACACCACUCUAGUAAGAGACCAGUCGUUUGUAUACACCUACCCUGUCGGCCACACAGUGACAUACGAAUGCGCAAACAGCCGACUAGUGCACGUGGCCGGCGACCUCACGCGCACGUGUCUCACCGACUUGACGUGGUCUGGUUUGCAGCCUCGAUGUGGCGGCUGUCCCUUCCCUCCGCAUGGAAACCAAUCCAUUCACGACCUCAUCGAUAACGGCGAUCCUUUUGCCGUUGGAGACACCGUCUCUUAUCAGUGCCUGCCAGGUCUAUUGUCCACCAAUGGCGACACCAUUCGCACCUGCCUUGCCGACCGGACUUGGUCCGGGACACCCUUGUCCUGUUCCGGUUGCUCGCCACCCGCCAAUGAUGCACAGUCGCUUAGUUUAUACGAACCAGUCAAAGAAGAAUAUCAAUUAAGCGAAAUUAUUUCUUACUCUUGCAUUGGUUCUUAUGUUCCUAUACAGGGAGAAAUAACACGAACAUGUGGCUCUAACUUAGAAUGGACCGGAAAUGGUUCACUACUAUGUGCCGGGUGUCCGCCCCCAGAGAAUGGCACAUUGGCCACGUACAGCGCCCUGAACGUCACGCACUACGAAAUCGGAUACGUAGUGGAGUACAUGUGUCUUGAUGGGUUUGUUUGGGUGGAAGGGGUUUUAAAUUUCACGUGCAUGCCUUCUCUUAACUGGAAUAGCACAGCACCAACAUGUAAGGGAUGCGAUGCUCCAGAAAACGGUGCGCUUGCCAAACCAUUUGAUUUGGGGUCGGUUUUUAGAGUAGGUGAAACUGUUCGCUAUAGUUGCACUGAUGGCUUCUUCUUCUUCAGUGGAGAUAUGAACCGCACAUGCCUUGAUUCCCUAACGUGGUCUGGCGUCGCCCCUGAAUGCCGAGGAUGCACCUUGCCCGAAAUCGGGUAUCUUUCCAAUUACUCUCUGAGCGAAGGCCCAUAUUACCCAUUGGGUCAGGUCGUCAAGUACACUUGUCAAGAAGGAUUCCUGGCGAAAAAUGGGAGCCGCAAUCGAACUUGCAUAAUGGGCAGUGAUUUUGUGGGACCAAAUUGCUCUUGCACCAAUAUGUCAAAUGAUAAUGAGAAUGAAUUUUGCCCCAUUGUCUCCACCAAUCAGACCAUUCACUGUGCGGAGCGUGCAGUUUGGUCUGAAACCCCUCUACAAUGUGGCGGUUGCAAACCACCGUUCAACAAAAGAAGGACCGUCAUCAUGCCACAAAAGAACACAUACAGAAUAGGGGAGUCUGUAAAUUACACCUGCAAAGCAGGGUUUCAGCACACACUUGGAGACCUGACCCGCUAUUGCCAGGAAAGUCUCACGUGGUCCGGGAGAACGCCGACGUGCGCAGGGUGCAGUGCGCCAGAUGAUGCCGAUACCAGGGCCACCUACAGUCCAGCGUUAGAACCAAUGCACAUGUAUAGUGUAAAUGAGACCAUCACGUACAGCUGCGACCAAAACUUUGUUAAAGUGAAUGGAAGCGACAUGCGCACUUGUCAGUUUGAUCUAACCUGGUCAGGCUAUCCAAUGAGGUGUGGUGGAUGUGGCCUACCAGAGCUAGGAGCUAAUUCGACACACAGUUUCGCACAUUACAAUGUGACGUCAGUGUUUGAAAUAGGAACUGUGGUAACUUAUGAGUGUCUUAAGGGGCACGGUAAAAUUGGUGGAGAUUGGAACCGCACCUGUCUAUGGACUCUCGACUGGUCAGGGGACCCUUUGGUUUGCUCAGAAUCAACGACAGGACCAUCCACUGAUGUGACGUUUACAUCUACUUCGAGUGCCUCAGUCUCAUUAUGUGACGAACCGCCAAUUAUACCGCAUACGAAAGGUACCUUGGUGGACAGUGACAUUGGAACUGCUCCUACCGACCGGGUCGCCAUCUUUCGGUGCGAUGUGGGCUUCUGGUUUCAGGAAAAUAGGACCUAUGAACGGCACGUCAUGUGCAGUCACUGGCACACUGUCUCGCCUUGCACAGCGGUACAAUGCCCCCCUCCACCUGAAAGCGGUUCAGCUAUUCUACUGAGACAAACCCAAGAUCAAUACGAGUUCAACUCCACGGUGGAGUACCGCUGUCCUAAUGGCACCUAUCUCCCUGACGGCAGAAGAUCUCGGUUCUCAAGGUGCACUCAGAGAGGGGUGUGGUCGGCCUUCCCUCCUACAUGUACAGAAUCAACGACAGGACCAUCCACUGAUGUGACGUUUACAUCUACUUCGAGUGCCUCAGUCUCAUUAUGUGACGAACCGCCAAUUAUACCGCAUACGAAAGGUACCUUGGUGGACAGUGACAUUGGAACUGCUCCUACCGACCGUGUCGCCAUCUUUCGGUGUGAUGUGGGCUACUGGUUUCAGGAAAAUAGGACCUUUGAACGGCACGUCAUGUGCAGUCACUGGCACACUGUUUCGCCUUGCACAGCGGUACAAUGCCCCCCUCCACCUCAAAGCGGUUCAGUUAUUCUACUAAGACAUACCCAAGAGCAGUACGUGUUCAACUCCACGGUGGAGUACCGCUGUCCUAACGGCACCUAUCUCCCUGACGGCAGAAGAUCUCGGUUCUCAAGGUGCACUCAGAGAGGGGUGUGGUCGGCCUUCCCUCCUACAUGUACAGGACUCUAUAGAAGUCCUACAUGA